This is a messenger RNA of Aspergillus wentii DTO 134E9, 1407 nucleotides long. RefSeq lists its product as uncharacterized. NCBI's taxonomy places the organism in Eukaryota, Fungi, Ascomycota, Eurotiomycetes, Eurotiales, Aspergillaceae. The record is from RefSeq and is a predicted model, not a curated record. The transcript has a single exon. Bases 1 to 1407 code for a protein of 468 amino acids.
AUGAAGGGCUGGCAGCGAACAGGAGAGAAUGAAUACAGUCGUCCCUAUGAUGCCCUGGAGAAAUUCUGUUAUACAUUUUUCGAAGAAGCAGCCCCGGAAGGGUUUCGCGAAUUCGACUUGAUUGUCAGCUUGAAGCUUGACUUUGCGCAGGACCCCGAAUCGCUUGUUCCUAUUGUCAAGGAAGCGUGGAAAAACCUGCGAUACAAGCACCCAACUAUUGCUGCUCAAUCGGAUAAGGAGAAAUUCAUCUACCGCAGUCCAACCAGCGGAGAGGAGCUACAGAAAUGGGCCGAUGAGACUUUUAUGGUGAAGGGCGUGCAGCCCAUCCAGGAUGACAACAUUGAAAAUGUCGCGGUGCUUGAACGUACGGAUUGGCCUGUUCUUGCCUAUAUCCCGAGUGAAAAACAACUUGUCAUUCGAAUGCCUCACAUGUACACAGACGGGCUUGGUGCGGUCAUUCUCUCUGAUGAUUUGCUUACUGAGCUCGGGAGACUGGAUUCAAUCGCCACAAGUCAGGGCAGUAGCUUGAGCGGCACGAGUGCCCGAGAGUUCGGGUCUGAUGUUGAGAAUCUACCUGGUGGUGGACUGGCAGCAGUCAACGUCCCGGCCCCGUCGGCAGAAGAGUUGGAAAAUCUGCAGGCCUCGUGGUCUGAAAUCAGAACGGACGAAGCAGUUCGUCUACCGGCCAAAUCCCAAACAGCAACUGUGGUGCCUGGUCAAGGCCGGAUCCAACGGCUUCAAUUCUCAGCCGAGGAAACGGCCAGGAUCGUCAGCUACGCGAGCGAUUCAGGGCUGAGAGUGACCCCCUUGGUUCAUGCUGCGAUGCUACAUGCAGCAAGAAGCCAACGACUUCGGCUCGAUCAUAACAAUGACAAGGACCGAGAUUCGACAACGCAUUCCGAUUUUCUGGUAUUCAAUUUCCGCGAUCUUUGUCAGGAUGCGCUUGGAAAUCCAGAUCAAAGGGGCCUGCCCCAGCAUAUAACAGCCUGGGUUUCCCAGUUUCAGGUUAGCGACAGAUCCCACGAUACGGCUCUAACCAUGCGGAAUGAAUACAACAGAAUCCGCGGCGCAAACCGACGUAACAUUCUAUCCACUACGCUGCUGCGUUGUGCGAAGACGCUACCCCUUUUGGCUGAAAACAUACAAAGUUCUGUCAUCAUGAGUUCAUUGGGGAACUUGGAUCCAAUGUUCCAGGAGGGAAAGAUGUAUGGAUCGAUCAAACUGCAGCAGUUCUUCGGCUUGGGCCUACCAUGUAGCCGACUUGUGGCUAUUGGAUUGCAGACAUUCGCUGACCACCUUGAAAUGAGUGCUGUAUAUAAUGAGGCUUAUCACGACGAUGAACAGAUUAGGGAUUUGCUUCAGCUGAUUAAACAGGAGAUAGAAACUAUGGUUCCAUGGGAGUCAUGA